Rhodamnia argentea is the source of this 2814-nucleotide messenger RNA. RefSeq names its product DEAD-box ATP-dependent RNA helicase 28. NCBI's taxonomy places the organism in Eukaryota, Viridiplantae, Streptophyta, Magnoliopsida, Myrtales, Myrtaceae. The record is from RefSeq and is a predicted model, not a curated record. The coding region runs from base 111 to 2279 and encodes 722 amino acids. Gene Ontology annotation, molecular function: nucleic acid binding; RNA helicase activity; ATP binding. The transcript is spliced from 19 exons.
CCCCGCCGAAAACCCUAGUUUCAACCUCCCGCAACAACCUUGCAACUCUUCGCUCCAGUCUCCCUCCCUCCCUCCCUCCCGCCCUCCGCAGCUCGCUUGAUCACCACACCAUGUCGCCGAGCUUCGUGUUUGAAGCCCCCAGCGACGAAGAACGUCCGGAGGACCAGGAGGACGAAGACGAGGAGGAUGCAGACGAGACAACGCAGUCUCCCUGGGACUUCGCCGCCUACUCCGGGUCCGUCGCCGAAGAGCACGCUCGUCACAGCACCACCUCCGUCGACUUUAAGAUCUCCAGGGUCCUCGAGAAUCGCUCCCUCCCGAUUCUCCCCGACGACAUUAGCUCCGAUUCCGAACCCGACAUCCAGGAAGAUUACAGGCCAGACGACGAGGAUGAUGGCGGCAGCUAUGCUUUCGAAACUAAGCCCUUCUUUGAGAAGGCUGAAGGAGCCUCCUUUCACGCCAAUUCCUUUCUGGAGCUCAAUCUAUCUCGCCCCCUUCUCAGGGCUUGCGAGGCACUGGGGUACACCAAGCCCACUCCUAUUCAGGCUGCAUGCGUUCCCUUAGCUAUGACAGGCCGUGACAUUUGUGCGAGUGCCAUCACUGGUUCUGGGAAGACAGCUGCAUUCGCCUUGCCUGCUUUGGAGAGGUUGCUGUUCCGACCGAAGAGAGUGAAAGCCAUAAGGGUUCUUAUACUUACUCCUACCAGGGAGUUGGCAGUUCAGGUUCACAGCAUGAUAGAGAAACUUGCUCAAUUUACUGAUAUCAGAUGUUGCCUUAUUGUUGGUGGGCUUUCAACAAAGGUUCAAGAAGUGGCCUUGAGAUCGAUGCCAGAUAUUGUUGUAGCAACUCCAGGGCGCAUGAUAGAUCACUUACGCAAUUCUAUGUCAGUGGACUUUGAAGAUCUUGCAGUUCUUAUACUUGAUGAGGCAGAUCGUCUGCUGGAGCUUGGCUUUAGUGCUGAAAUUCAUGAGCUGGUCCGUCAAUGUCCUAAAAGGAGGCAGACAAUGUUAUUUUCAGCUACAAUGACUGAAGAAGUGGAUGAGCUUAUUAAGCUCUCUCUGGUCAAACCUUUGCGCCUAUCAGCUGACCCAUCAGCAAAACGGCCUGCGACAUUAACUGAGGAGGUUGUCAGGAUACGCCGGAUGCGUGAGUCGAAUCAGGAAGCUGUUCUACUGGCCUUGUGUUCAAAAACUUUCACUUCCAAAGUCAUAAUCUUCAGUGGAACAAAGGAGGCUGCACAUAGGUUGAAGAUCAUAUUUGGUUUAGCUGGUUAUAAAGCUGCAGAACUUCAUGGAAAUCUUACUCAAGUGCAACGCCUUGAUGCAUUGGAGCUAUUCAGGAGGCAAGAAGUCGAUUUUCUGAUAGCGACUGAUGUAGCUGCCCGUGGGCUUGACAUAAUUGGUGUCCAGACAGUUAUAAACUAUGCUUGUCCCCGAGAUCUUACCAGUUAUGUUCAUCGGGUUGGUCGAACAGCCAGGGCGGGUAGGGAAGGAUGUGCUGUCACUUUUGUGACUGACAAUGACCGGUCUUUACUGAAAGCAAUUGCUAAGAGAGCUGGUUCCAAGCUGAAGAGCCGAAUAGUUGGAGAGCAAUCAAUUAUUAAAUGGUCUCAGCUUAUUGAGGGGAUGGAACGUCAGGUGGCUGCCAUUUUACGAGAAGAGAGGGAAGAAAGGGCCUUGAGGAAAGCUGAAAUGCAAGCCACCAAGGCGGAAAAUUUGAUUGCUCAUAAGGAUGAUAUAUUCUCACGUCCUAAAAGAACAUGGUUUGUGACGGAAAAGGAGAAGAAACUUGCAGCAAAGGCAGCGAAGGCCUCUUCGGAGAAAGGAAAGAAAAAUGCAGAUGUGGUAAUCAGUGCCCAACAAGCUGAAGACCUUAAAAUGAAAGAGAAAAGAAAGCGAGAACGUGAGAAAAAUCUACCUCGUAAAAAGCGUCGAAGAUUGGAAGCGGCUAGAGAAAUGCUGGAGGAUGAGAAUCAGACUGACAAGUUGGAGGGUGAUGGAACUGGUAAAAAGGAGAAAUCUGCAUUAUCACUUGUUGACGUGGCAUACCGUCGGGCAAAAGCAGCAAAGUCAGUUAAAAAGGCUCUGGAUGCUGGUAAGAUUGUCAGGAAACCCAGCAAAAAGGCAAAACGAACUUCUGAAAGAACUCCAUCAAGGGCAGAAGAGAUGAAGGAACUUUUUCAGAGUGAUAUGAGUGAGCGAAAACUCAAAAAGAGAGGUGCUGUAACUGGAAAGAAGAAGUCCAAAUUUAAAAGCAAGUCAAGGUACAAGCGGAGGUAGCAGAGGACACCCAGCACCCUGAAUGUUAUAAGAUAGAAUUCUUUGCACCGUUGAAGAGUAUAUUUGUGGCGGGCGGUAGCCCCUACGUGUCGGUUCUCGAAAGGAUACCUGGGCAAUGACCAAAGAUGUGCAACGCAUAAGCCAAGUCUUUUAACAUCUUUAGAGCACAUGGAAAUCAUCGCGCACUACCGAGUGAAUAGUUAAACUUGAUGGUUGGCACAAGUGCGGCAUUACAUCCCAUCACUUUGCUUGGUUGGAUUUUCUUUUUUCCGUGAAAAUGAGCUGAGCUGACUUAACUAUAUCUGUGGAAGGAUGGCGUCAUGGCAGAGAAGAGUAUUUACUAGGUCAGCCAUUGGGAUGGCCAUUCACAUGUGCUUUUGCAUGUUUCUUUUAAUUGUAAUCUGUUUUGGUUUUCUCCCUUAUUUAUAUAAGAAUACAAGUGUAUUCGAAUUUAGGUUGCACAGCAACACCAUCUAUUUUAGAUAUAUGAUAUCUUGUAUGUUAACUAAGUUAACAGUCAAACUGAGAUCCUUCG